Molecule: messenger RNA, 924 nt
Organism: Oppiella nova
Lineage: Eukaryota; Metazoa; Arthropoda; Arachnida; Sarcoptiformes; Oppiidae
Source: the annotation of a GenBank genome assembly
AUGGAGUCUGAGAAAUGUAAACACGAUUACACUAUCCGCGUGAUGACCAGCGCCGACACUCCCGGUGCUCUCCGUGUGUUUGCCAGUCAUGGCCUGUUUGAGGCCAACCAUUCGCUGGACACGUAUCGGCUAAUGGAUUGCAAUGCCUUUUAUGUGGCCAUCGAUGAUACCAAUGGUGCGGUGAUCGGUGUGUGCGGGGGUCCGUUCCUACGGCCAGACAUGGCGUUCAUAGGGCUGUACGGAGUGGACGAGCGGUACGCCGGCCGAGGAAUCGGACAAAAACUAUUCGCGGAAGUCAUGACACAUAUCGGCGACCGGAAUGUCUGUUUGUGGUCAGUGGCCGACAAACUGCCCCUUUAUAGAGAUAGGCUGGGCUUCGGACUGGUAUCCGAGCACCGGAUGGUUAUCUACUUCGGGAAAGACAUCAAAUCAUUGCCUUUAAAUACAGAUAAUAAUAAUAACAUAAAACUGUUGCCUAUAGGGGUCGGGGAUCAGGAGCUGAUUGAUAGGGUUAUAGACUAUGACCAACAGAUUCAAGGCUACCGGCGCCAAGAGUUGUUGGGGUUAUCAUUGAGAGAACCGGGAUGUGUGGCACUGGUAGCCAUACAUACCGUCACCGAUCAGGUGGUGGGCUAUGGGUGCGUACGAGAGCAUAGCUCCGGUGCCACUACCCUGAGCCCGGUCUACGGGAACGGUAUGUUAAUAGCGAGACAACUGAUGGAGGGGCUGGUGAGGGACAGCGAGUGGUGUCAGAGGAAUGGCUUUUAUUACUAUACGGUGGACACGAAUAGGUCGGCCAUAGAGUUGGCCGGACUGUUGGCGCUCGAGCGGCACGAAGACUGUCGGCUACUGUUCCGGAAAGCCGUCGUAGGCGUCGACUAUCACCGCAUUUACUCCAUAUUAUCGCCUAAUUUCUCGCUUUGA